UCCCUCUCAACGCCCGUCUCUUUCUCUCUCCCCAACCAGAUUUGUCAGAACGCGAGCUCCUCUCCUACCCUCUCUCUCCCUCGCGCUCCGAAACCCUAGCCGCACGCAAGCUCUCCCCUCCCCUCGCCUCGCCUCGCCGCACCCGCCGCGCGGGACGAGCCGGGCGCCAUGGCCGCGGAGAAUUACUGGAGGUACGCCGACGCGCGGCAGCAGCAGCAGGCGAUGGUGGCCGCCGCGGCUGGGAUGGCACCCGCGGCGACGGUCACCGCGUCCCAGACGGUCGGGGGACCGGCGGCGGGAAUGAACCCGCAGGCGGCCGCCGCCGCCAUGGCGCAGCAGGCCGCCGCGCCGCCUCUCAAGCGCGCGCGCCCCGACUUCGGAGAUGUGUCUGGAGGACAAGACAUGACAGGAUAUUAUCCACGUGAAACUGACAGGGCAGGUUACCAUUCACUUAGAGAGAAUGAAGCGAUCGGAGCUUCUUAUGAUCGUUACUUGCGCAAUGGGAUGCCCUCUGUCGGUGCCAAUGACACUAGUAGGGCUGCUGGGAUGAAUGCUGGGAUCGCUGCUGGGAUGGGUGCUGGGAUGGCUGCUGGAAUGGGUGCUGGGAUGGCUGGCUAUGGUGUUGAUGACCGCCGUAUGAUGGGUGUUGUCGGUAUGGACAACAGAGGGAUGGGCUAUGGUGGCAGGCCUGAGCCUCCUCUUCCUCCGGAUGCAUCAAACACUUUGUAUAUUGAGGGCUUACCUGCAAACUGCACACGCCGGGAGGUUUCUCAUAUAUUUCGCCCAUUUGUAGGCUUUCGCGAAGUGCGACUUGUUAACAAAGAGUCCAGACAUCCUGGUGGAGACCCACAUGUGUUGUGUUUUGUUGAUUUUGACAACCCUGCUCAAGCUACAAUUGCUCUUGAAGCAUUGCAAGGUUAUAAGUUUGACGAACACGAUCGUGACUCAGCCCAUUUGCGGCUGCAAUUCUCACGCUUUCCUGGUCCGAGGUCAGCUGGCGGACCUCGCGGUAGGCGUUAAGACGUGCGGACCUCGUGGUUGCCGAACCUAUCGUUUGUACGAACGAUCAAUCUGCCGCAGCGUAACACUUCGAUAUGCGCUGAAAUCCUCGGUGGCUAGGGUUUGGCAUCUCAUUUCGUGAAUGCGUGAAAGGUGUCAUGCAAUAAGUGAUAUUCGUUCUCUUGUCAUUAGACUGCCAUAGCGUGUGUUAGGGGUGGAACUUUAAGUUAUUUGACAUACUGUAUCUGUUGCCUUAGUUAUUAUGAUUUACUGUAACUUUGUUACCUUGCUACCAGAGACAAGAGUUGUUAUCCUUUGAAUCUGUCCUUGAAACUAGAUGUCUGUUGUUAGCCUUGUUUA
Molecule: messenger RNA, 1359 nt
Organism: Panicum virgatum (switchgrass)
Lineage: Eukaryota; Viridiplantae; Streptophyta; Magnoliopsida; Poales; Poaceae
Product: RNA-binding protein 1-like
Exons: 6
Coding region: 169-1020 (283 amino acids)
Molecular function (GO): mRNA binding
Source: RefSeq, a predicted model, not a curated record